CAUCCGGGAAGGGAAUUGCAUGACAGGCGAUUUGUUGACACCGAAUAGGACCAAUAGUGUAACAUUUGGGAAAGUGUGAAAUUAUUUUUUUUACCGAUGUUUGGUGCAGUCAUUUAACUUUGGAUUCACAUGCCGACCAAUUGCAACUAUUCUAGCACCGGUGCUGUCAUCAUGCAUCAUAACAGUUGUAUCCCGGUUUUUCUCGUUGGCUUACUAUCUUUCUAUGGAUUUCUGAGCUGUGUGUCUUCAUGUAGUAAGGAACCUGAAACACCGGACUGGCGGAUGACUUUAAAAACCAUUCGCAAUGGGAUCCAUAACAUUGACAAAUACCUCAACGUUGCUCUGGACUUAUUUGGAGGACAAGAUGGACUGUGUCACUAUGAAUGCAGCGAUGGUUACAAACCAGAACCCCGGCCUGGUUACAAACCAAACCCACCCAAUGGAUGUGGGUCACCCCUGUUCGGAUUCCAGUUUGACAUCGGCAUCCCGUCCUUGACCAAGUGCUGUAACCAGCACGACCGUUGCUAUGACACCUGUAACCGUGAUAAACACGACUGUGACGAUGAGUUCCAGGAAUGCCUGGAGACCAUCUGUAGGAGAUUACAGAAGAUGUUGGGACUGGCCCAGAGUGUCCAAGCUUGUGAGAAUACUGUGACCCUGCUGUUUGAGGCUGUCAUGCACAUGGGGUGUAAACCUUACAUGGACAGCCAGAGAGACUCCUGCAUAUGCAAAUUUGAAGUCAAGAGGGAUCUAUGAGCUGCCAUCCAGAGGGGAUUCUGGAAUAGUCAAGCCACCAGAGAAACAUUGAAGUCAAUACUGUAUCUUGGGAUAGAGCUGUGGAAGUUUCCAUUGAUAACAAUGUGCUAAGCCUUGUGAAGGGGCCUGGAUGUGCUCUCAAUGAAUGAACGUUGGGUGAUCUGAGUUUUUAAAUUGCUAUUUGAUAAUUUUGUAGAAUUGUUCUCCUAUGCAAAGGUUGUUUGGUGGUUGUUGUCAUGUAUGUCAUUUGUUUGUUCUGCCACACAUUUAUAUGAAGUAUAAAUUAAGAGAGAAUAUGAAUGUUUAUAAAAGGUACGAAGACAUUGGAAGACAAAUGUAUGACUACAAGCACAUAAUGAUACAGUGAUGAGGGUAAUGGCUACAUUAUAUUGCCCAGUAAGUGUAUUGUUUUGGUUACACUUCUGUAACCGAUGUGAAAUGGCUAGCUAGUUAGCGGUGGUGCGCGCUAAUAGCGUUUCAAUCGGUGACGUCACUCACAAGGGCCGAGGAUUUUGUGGAGCGAUGUUUAACGAUGCUUCGUGGGUGUCAGUUGUCAAUGUGUGCAGAGGGUCCCUGGUUCGAGCCCGGCGAGGAUACAGACUAAAGUUAUACUGUUACACUUCUCCGCCCAUGCAUUGGCUAUAUAGCCUGCUUUAUUUCGCAUGUGUGGCUACUGAAUAUGAGCAGCGAGAACGAUGAGAGCGGACACUUGUACAUUCUCUUGCCACUUGAUUCUCCUCCCACGCAUAGGCAGCCUACUCUAUUUCAUUGAGACCAGACUAUAAUCUCUCGGGGACUAAUUCAUGUGGACAGAUGAAACUGCGAGAAUCUGUCAAUGCACAUGUAGGAUUAUGUGGUUGAUGAGCAACAUUGAGGGGUUCAAUUAAUAUGCCCGGGCGCCCGACAAUGCGUGUUUUUUUACCGGGUGAAAGUUGAUUGCGUUUGUUUUGGAACCGGCCUGCCUCCCGGGUGUGAGACAGGUGCCCGGUUCAAAGCCCACGGAGAAAUCCGCUCAAAACGUAAAUAGUACGUGGAGUAAAGAGUACGGUUCUGUGUUUUCACAUGUAAAAGUGAUUGCUUUUGACAAAAGCAUCCGCUUUCCCAAUGAAAUCUAGUUUGAAAAUGUAAACAUAUUUUGAAUGGAAAAGAGAUGUAGGCCUAUAUGUUUCUGGAUGACGCACCUUGUUGACAGAGCGGCACAGACUACUGUUUGACUUGAAAAGGGCACUCCUCCUCCCUUAGUGCUUUUGCCAAUUCACGUCAAAGGACAUACCGAUGCCCCGCGGUUCACCAUUUUAUUUAACUGUUUUUUAACCAGGAAAAAAACAGAGACCCAGAGACGCUUUUUCAAGGGAUACAUGGCCGAAAAUGCCGUAACAAUCAAUACAUUACAGGAUUAAAACACAACAAUAUGAUCCAGCCCCCAAAAAGCAUUUACACUACUCUGUAACAGUCUCCCAUGAACAUUUAAAUUCAUUGUGGCACUAACAUAUCUAGAUGAAGUAUGGAUUGUAGACUACACCAUACCUCUGGUGCACAAGACAACAAGGCAGUCUUGCUUAAUAGUGCAAAUGUCCUGAGGACUUUAAGUAGGUAGCCUAGUGGUUAGAGCUGUGGGCCAGUAACAGAAAGGUUGCUAGAUUGAAUCCCCAAGCUGACAAGGUAAAAAUAUGUAGUUCUGGCCCUGAACAAGGCAAUUAACUCACUGUUCCUAGGCCAUCAUUGUAAAUAAGAAUUUGUUCUUAACUGACUUGCCUAGUGAAAUAAAUGUUUUUUUUAAAGUAGCAACUGCCCAUCAGACCGGGUAUGGUAACUGCUGGUGGUGAAGGAGACCAGACUACAUAGAUGAAGAGGGAGUUUACACAAAAGGGUUUAGUAGAUGAACACUUACAUAUAAUCAAUCCUCCCAGUAGUUUCUGGAUUUGUUUUUUUGUUGUUUAUUUGGACGAAUCAGGAUUGGGCAAAUGCAUGCAUAAAGUGCUAAUCAGCAGUUACAUCAUUUUUUAAAACGUAUAAAUUAAUGAUAUGCACACAUUGAUUCUUGAACAAUAUAAUAAUUUAUAAAUGCAUCAUGAGCUUAGUUCAACUGGCAUACAACAUCAAAACCCCAAUUAUAAGCUUGUUUUACUACGAUGUUUGUAAACAGAGAAAAUGUCAAACAAAUAGCCUACUGCAGCCUCAAAACAUGGUUUAAACUAUCAUGUUGAUACAAUGGCUGUGCAGUCCUUGCAUCCAUAGCUCUGUCUAUGAUUUUGAGAGAGGUUACAUUCCUCAAGCCCCAUCCCUCAGCGUUUUACUGACAACCUCUUUAUUAUUGUUUCGACUGCUGCUUUAACUGGUGCUGUCACGACAUCCGCCAAAGUCGGCCCCUCUCAUUGUUCCGACUCAUUGUACCGACUUUCUAGCCAUGGCCGAUCCACUUUUCAUUUUCCAUUGGUUUUGUCUUCCAUCACACCUGGUUCCAAUUCCAUCAAUUAAUUACAUGUGUAUUUAACCCUCUGUUACACCCCCCCAUGUCCGUAAUUGUUUGUUGUCAGUGCUUGUGCACGUCUGUCCUGGUGUGCGUUGGGUUAUGUACCCAUUUAUUUUAUUGUUCUGUAUCCGGUGGGUUGAUGAUUAAACUGAGCAGUUGGAAGCACA
Messenger RNA from Oncorhynchus kisutch (coho salmon), 3396 nucleotides. Its product is annotated as group XIIA secretory phospholipase A2-like. Gene Ontology annotation, biological process: phospholipid metabolic process; lipid catabolic process; arachidonate secretion. Lineage: Eukaryota; Metazoa; Chordata; Actinopteri; Salmoniformes; Salmonidae. Gene Ontology annotation, cellular component: extracellular region. The record is from RefSeq and is a predicted model, not a curated record. Gene Ontology annotation, molecular function: A2-type glycerophospholipase activity; calcium ion binding.